Jaculus jaculus (lesser Egyptian jerboa) is the source of this 911-nucleotide messenger RNA. RefSeq names its product histone H1.0. Gene Ontology annotation, biological process: nucleosome assembly; chromosome condensation; negative regulation of DNA recombination. Gene Ontology annotation, molecular function: double-stranded DNA binding; structural constituent of chromatin; nucleosomal DNA binding. The record is from RefSeq and is a predicted model, not a curated record. Bases 132 to 713 code for a protein of 193 amino acids. Gene Ontology annotation, cellular component: nucleus; nucleosome. Lineage: Eukaryota; Metazoa; Chordata; Mammalia; Rodentia; Dipodidae. The transcript has a single exon.
GCCGCGCUCCAGCCGGGCCUGGUAGCCGGGCGAGAGAGAGCCCAGCUCGAGUCCAGCUUCUAUCUGCACAGCCUCGGGCGAGGGUUGGUCCUUUGCAGAGCUCCCUCUCCGGCAGGAGCAAGCGGGCCACCAUGACCGAGAACUCCACGUCCAUUUCUGCGGCGAAGCCCAAGCGGGCCAAGGCCUCCAGGAAGUCCACAGACCACCCCAAGUAUUCGGACAUGAUCGUGGCUGCCAUCCAGGCCGAGAAGAACCGCGCCGGCUCCUCGCGCCAAUCCAUCCAGAAGUAUAUCCAGAGUCACUACAAGGUGGGUGAGAACGCCGACUCCCAGAUCAAGUUGUCCAUCAAGCGCCUGGUGACCACCGGCGUCCUCAAGCAAACCAAAGGGGUGGGCGCCUCGGGGUCUUUCCGGCUGGCCAAGGGUGAUGAGCCCAAGAGGUCGGUGGCUUUCAAGAAGACGAAGGAAGUCAAGAAAGUGGCCACGCCAAAGAAGGCAGCGAAGCCCAAGAAAGCUGCUGCCAAAGCCCCCAGCAAGAAACCCAAAGCCACCCCAGCCAAGAAGGCUAAAAAGAAGCCGGCUGCGGCGCCCAAGAAAGCCAAAAAGCCCAAGGUUGUCGAAGCCAAGCCAGUCAAGGCAUCCAAGCCCAAGAAAGCCAAAUCCGGGAAGCCCAAAGCCAAGUCCAGUGCCAAGAGGGCCAGCAAGAAGAAGUGACAAAAAAGCCUCUUGAUUUGUGGACACUCCUCCUUGUUUCUGUAAAUACUUUUCUCUAUCUCACCUGCAGCCCUUCACCCAUUCUCUUCUGACUUUGUAAAGACAGUUCGGACUCUUCAGACAUUGUGGAACAAUUCCUUUUUCCUUGAUAAUUGUGCAAGGACAGGAAAGACCCUUCUCUCUAAUCAUGAGGAUGUA